UUCUGCGUCUCUCCGUUUCUCUCCUUUUCAUCGAUACCCUUUCCCUCAUACCCAGACACAAUGGCGAACAACGUCAACAAUAACGAAGCCGGAGCAGUGGGCAAGGAGUCCAUCAACACAGACAUCAUCACGCUCACAAGGUUUCUUACCGAGGAGCAAGCGAAACACAAGGAGGCCUCGGGAGACUUUACCCUCCUAUGCCAUGCACUUCAAUUCGCAUUCAAGAGCAUAUCCUACUACAUCAGGAGAGCAACACUUAUCAACCUCACUGGUCUUGCGGGAUCUGCCAACACAACAGGAGAUGAUCAGAAGAAGCUCGACGUCAUUGGCAAUGAUCUUUUCAUCAGCGCCAUGAAGAGCUCCGGCAGAGUCAAGUUGCUCGUCUCCGAGGAAGAGGAGGAGGCUAUUGUCUUCAACGAGUACCCCAACGCCCGCUACGCAGUCGCAUGCGACCCCAUUGACGGCUCGUCGAACUUGGACGCCGGUGUCUCGGUCGGCACGAUCUUCGCAAUCUACAAGCUUGGUGAAGACGCUAAGGGUACGAAGGAGGAUUUGCUAAAGCCAGGAACCGAAAUGGUCGCGUCAGGAUUCACUAUGUAUGGCGCAUCAGCUCAACUCGUCAUUACAAUGAAGGGCGGAGGUGUGAAUGGUUUCACAUUGGACAACUCGUUUGGCGAGUUCAUCUUGUCCCAUCCCGAUAUGAGGAUUCCUAAGACACGUGCCAUCUACUCCGUCAACGAAGGAAACAGCCUUUACUGGGAGGAGCCUGUAAAGGAGUACAUUAACAGCCUUAAGUACCCCAGCGAGGGCGGCAAGCCGUAUAGUGCCAGAUACAUUGGAUCCAUGGUUGCUGAUGCAUACCGCACCCUGCUAUAUGGAGGCAUCUUCGCUUACCCCGCGGAUAAGAAGAGUCCUAAGGGCAAGCUGCGAAUCCUCUACGAGUGCGCACCCAUGGCCAUGGUUUUCGAGAAUGCCGGUGGAAAGGCCGUCGACAGCAACAUGCGACGCAUGCUCGAGGUUGUGCCCGAGCACAUCCACGACCGAAGUGGUAUAUUUAUGGGUAGCGAAGGCGAGGUCGAGAAGGUCAUCCAAGCGCACAAGAAAUACCAAAAGUAGGCGUGCGUGCGUGUGUGCAUUGGCAAGAAGAAAGCAUAAUUCGUUUCUCUAUGGAAAUGUCUCAUGAUGAGUUAUUAGCGCGCUUCCGAGAUGGAGAUAUUGGUACAUAUUGGUAUUUGGUGCGAUAAUACUGGAAAAAGGGCGCCAGGUGUACGUUAACUACCAGAUAUGAUUACGGAUGUAUGGGCUUCCAGAUUGCUGGACGAUCACUCCAAUCUUGUCUCACCCCAAUCGUUGCUGUG
Aaosphaeria arxii CBS 175.79 is the source of this 1358-nucleotide messenger RNA. Its product is annotated as inositol phosphatase. The transcript has 4 exons. Gene Ontology annotation, biological process: fructose 1,6-bisphosphate metabolic process; fructose 6-phosphate metabolic process; fructose metabolic process. Gene Ontology annotation, cellular component: cytosol; cytoplasm. NCBI's taxonomy places the organism in Eukaryota, Fungi, Ascomycota, Dothideomycetes, Pleosporales. Bases 61 to 1116 code for a protein of 351 amino acids. Gene Ontology annotation, molecular function: fructose 1,6-bisphosphate 1-phosphatase activity. The record is from RefSeq and is a predicted model, not a curated record.